Saprolegnia diclina VS20 is the source of this 508-nucleotide messenger RNA. RefSeq lists its product as hypothetical. The annotation marks the transcript as partial. The transcript has 4 exons. The record is from RefSeq and is a predicted model, not a curated record. NCBI's taxonomy places the organism in Eukaryota, Oomycota, Saprolegniomycetes, Saprolegniales, Saprolegniaceae. Gene Ontology annotation, biological process: cellulose catabolic process. Gene Ontology annotation, molecular function: hydrolase activity, hydrolyzing O-glycosyl compounds.
ACGGGCAACCCGCUCGUCGACUACUACCUCUGGAUCAAAGUGCCGGGUGACAAGCUCGUCGACUACUACCUCUGGAUCAAAGUGCCGGGUGAGUCGGACGGCCAGUGCUACGGCCAGUCGGGCGAUGCGAUGAUCGGUCCGGGCGCUGGUCAGUUCUUUGCGGACGGCUUCAAGUCCCUCUGGGACCAGGGCUACUUCGUCGCGCAUGGCUUUCCCAAGAUCGGUCAGACCACGGGUUCACCGACGAUGGCACCAACUUCGACGCCGGCUCUGACAACAAAGACUCCGUCGCCAUCGACGCCCCAGCCAUCGGUAGCCCACAACACGGGCAGCAAGGUCGUCGACUACCUCCUCUGGCUCAAGGUGCCCGACAACACGGGCAGCAAGGUGGUCGACUACCUCCUCUGGCUCAAGGUGCCCGGUGAGUCAGACGGCCAGUGCUACGGCCAGUCGUCCGACUCGAGCGUUGGCCCCGGCGCCGGUCAAUUCUUCCCCGACGGCUUCCAGC